AUGACUCGUCCGAGGGCGCAGCUCGUCACGACGGAAAUGGCACGAGGCCGUGGACAAUCCGGCCUCAUUCAGGCCGCCAUGACGACGCGACCAAGUUGGCAAGAGCCGCUUGCGGCUUGUGCGAGAGUGAAAGCAACCAAGCGACCGCAGCCCGGAGGGUGGCGCCGCUUUGAUCCGUCCCAGACGCGCACUGAGCGCUCUGCCUACGCGUCGCUGUGGCGACCGUUGCUCGGGACGAGGCGGCCUGAUUUGUCGCUUUCCUGCCCCAGCCCAUUCCUCUUUGAUGGGUCGUUUGUUGCCGCGACGGCCAGCCGACGGGCUGCUGCGCGUCUGCCUGUUUAG
Protopolystoma xenopodis is the source of this 342-nucleotide messenger RNA. NCBI's taxonomy places the organism in Eukaryota, Metazoa, Platyhelminthes, Monogenea, Polystomatidea, Polystomatidae. The record is from the annotation of a GenBank genome assembly.